AUGGCUUCAGCUCAGCCGACUACAAGGCCAUCGUCCCUGUACGCCAAACUACUACGCUUGGACAACCCCAUUCGCAGCUUAACAGUCGCGUUCUGGCUAUGGAAGGCUGUGUUGUACUUUGUCGUGGCCUACUGUCCAGGGGUGGGCUAUGACACCUCCACCUCCUUGAUAUCGUAUGCUGCUCAUCCAACGAGCGACCACUUGGAGCCGCUCUCAGGUCCUCUGAAAUUUGCCAGAUGGGACGCCAUCUACUUUCUUGACAUUGCCGAAAAGGGAUACAUUUAUGAGCAAGAAUGGGCCUUUGGCUGGGGCUACACUAAGCUUCUAUCCCUUUUGGUAUCCGGUAUCCAACUCUCUGGUGGAAUAACUGGGCCAAAUACCAUCGCAGUGGUGGGAGUGGCUCUUUCCCAUGUCGCCCAUUAUCUGUCUGUGUUGUCACUCUACCGCCUCUCGGCAAACAUCUUCGGCCAUGCAACAGCCGCUCAGCAUCUCAUCUGCUUCUUGUCCGCGGCUCUGCAUAUUAUCUCGCCAGCAGGCGCGUUUUUGUCUGCGCCGUAUGGAGAGUCGAUAGUCUCCUUCCUCAACAUGACCGGCUUCUACCUUUACUCAGCGUCCCUGAUUGCUGAGCGCAAUGGAGCAACGGGUCUGCGAGAUUUUCGGGUCCUGACUUCUGCAGUUCUCUUUGCGGUAGCUACCAUGGUCCGCAGCAACGGAGUUCUGAGUGGGUUCUUGUUUGCCUAUGAUGCGGUGGUACUGGCUUGGAAGACCCUGACCAAGGGCCCUACGAUGCACAACACGAUUCAGCUCGCGGUUAUUAUCCUCGGUGGCUGUAUCGUCGCAUCUGGGAUGGUCAUUCCCCAGUUCUUGGCUUAUCGCAUGUACUGCAUGUCCGAGACUGAUCUUCAGCCGUGGUGCGAGUGGACUGUGCCUAGUAUCUACGGCUGGGUCCAGAACCACUAUUGGGAUGUCGGGUUCCUGCGAUACUGGACCAUCUCCAACCUCCCCUUUUCCUGCUCGCUGGACCAAUGCUGGCUGUCCUAUGCCGCGGUUCCCCAGGGCCUAUUGGCGGUCAUGGCGUUCACUAGCUAUCAUGUUCAAAUUAUCAAUCGGAUCUCGUCGGGAUAUCCUUUGUGGUAUUGGUUCCUGGUUACCAGUGCUGUGGACACGGCCUCGAGUACCCCCAAGCUAAGCCGCACGGUUGUGAUCGCCGUGUACAGCAUGGUGGCUUAUGCAAUGAUCCAAGCUGUUCUAUUCGGUUCUUUCCUGCCGCCAGCUUGA
Molecule: messenger RNA, 1278 nt
Organism: Penicillium canescens
Lineage: Eukaryota; Fungi; Ascomycota; Eurotiomycetes; Eurotiales; Aspergillaceae
Exons: 4
Coding region: 1-1278 (425 amino acids)
Biological process (GO): GPI anchor biosynthetic process
Cellular component (GO): endoplasmic reticulum membrane; mannosyltransferase complex
Molecular function (GO): alpha-1,6-mannosyltransferase activity; GPI mannosyltransferase activity
Source: RefSeq, a predicted model, not a curated record